AUGCGCUUUCUGCUGCAGGUCCGAUGCUGGCAAUGUCGCCAGCUCUCGGCGCUCCACACGGCUCCUCGCCCCACCCGGCGGACAAAGCUCGGAGGCUGGGAUAGAAGGCCAAGCAAGGGUGUGUCAUAUACAGGAUUCGUGUGCACCGCGGUGGCCGCAAAUGUCCAGUUCCUAAGGGAGGGACUUACGGCGAGCCUGUCUGUGCAUCAUGGCAUUAACCAGCUGAAGUUUGCACAGGGCCUUCAGUCUGUUGCUGAGGAGCGAGCUGGACGCCACUGUGGGGCUCUGAGAGUUCUAAAUUCUUACUGGGUUGGUGAAGAUUCCACAUACAAUUUCUUCGAGGUUAUCUUUAUUGAUCCAUCCCACAAAGCCAUUAGAAGAAAUCCUGACACCCAGUGGAUCACCAAACCAGUCCAUAAGCACAGGGACACACAUGGGCUGACAUGUGCAACCCUCAAGAGUCGUAGCCGUGGAAAGGGCCACAGGUUCCACCACACUGUUGGUGUUUCUUGCCGUGCAGCUUGGAGAAGGCGCAAUACUCUCCAGCUCCACCGCUACCGCUAA
This is a messenger RNA of Octodon degus (degu), 564 nucleotides long. Its product is annotated as 60S ribosomal protein L15-like. Bases 1 to 564 code for a protein of 187 amino acids. Gene Ontology annotation, biological process: cytoplasmic translation. NCBI's taxonomy places the organism in Eukaryota, Metazoa, Chordata, Mammalia, Rodentia, Octodontidae. The record is from RefSeq and is a predicted model, not a curated record. Gene Ontology annotation, cellular component: cytosolic large ribosomal subunit; ribosome. The transcript has a single exon. Gene Ontology annotation, molecular function: RNA binding; structural constituent of ribosome.